AUGUUUCCAUUUCUGGUUCGUGUUGCUCUCAGCAAGAAGCCUGCAGCUGCAUCUUCCAUUUGGUCCCUUCAUAGAGCAAUAUUACUGCUUCCACCAUCACUGAAACCCAGCAGCAAUCAGUACCAUUAUUACCAUCAUCAAGUCAACGUAAGCUCCACAGAAACCAUCAAACCGUCUUCCCCAACUCCCGCCAAAUUCGCCACAUUCAAGCUCUCCCUCAUCGACAACCAUGUCCCGCCAAUUUACGUACCUUUCAUCUUCUUUUUCCCUGCUCCCGCCUCCACCACGGGACCAAAACCAGGGGAGAGAUUCGAGACCCUCAAGUCUUCACUCGCCCAGGCCCUCACGCGCUUCUACCCACUCGCCGGCAGGUUGUCCAAAAUCGGCGACAUCAAUGGAGCAGGUUCGGUUCCCGUCGUCCAUUGCAACGACGAGGGUGUGCCGUUUUCUUCCGCCGCGGUCGAUUUGUCCAUGGCCCAGUUUCUCAGGAAGCGAAUCGAGAUCGACUCGCUCCAGCAAUUCCUCCCUUUCCCUGCCGAUCUGAUCAUCUCGGGCCUCGAAUCGGUGCCACAGAUCGGCUUCAGGGCUACCGCGUUCCCCUGCGGCGGGAUCGCCAUCGGUGUUUGCUUCUUCCACAAGAUCGUAGAUGGCCCCACCUUGGCCGAUUUCAUGAAACUCUGGUCCGCCGUCGCCAGGAGCGAGGAGAAAACGGCGGCCGCAGCAGUAGGCGGCAGCGCGUACGCUCACGAUCUCGCUGCCAGGUCACUCCUGCCGCUGCGGCACGACGACGUCGCCGCGGCGCCAGGGGAUUUUGUGGGGGAACAAGGGAAGAUCGUGACGAGGAGACUCGCGUUCGACGAAGGCGCGAUUCACGCGCUGAAAGCCAUAGCGAGGAGCGAUCAGAUACCCAACCCGAGCCGGAGCGAGGCAGUUGGUGGGUUUUUGUGGAAGCACGUGAUGAGCGCAGCCGCCAGAGCAGCGUCAACCGACGGGUCAAACCCCAGAUCAGUCGUCUCAAUUGCAAAGUUUAUGGCAAAGUUACAAGGCAGAGAUGGGAGACAAGAGUAUCUGAUGAAUCUAGAAGCAUUGUGGAAGCCGGCGAUUGCGGUAGAUGAUGUUGUUGAAAACCAGACGAUAGUAGUGCCAUUUAGGAUAACUUCCAAUAUCGGAAUGAGAUUCUACGAUGUUGAUUUUGGAUGGGGAAAGCCCUGCUUGGGUCACCAUGGCUAG
Linum tenue is the source of this 1230-nucleotide messenger RNA. NCBI's taxonomy places the organism in Eukaryota, Viridiplantae, Streptophyta, Magnoliopsida, Malpighiales, Linaceae. The record is from the annotation of a GenBank genome assembly.